Messenger RNA from Melospiza georgiana, 2401 nucleotides. It is a transcript of the gene MTIF3, whose product is annotated as mitochondrial translational initiation factor 3. Bases 1491 to 2336 code for a protein of 281 amino acids. Gene Ontology annotation, biological process: mitochondrial translational initiation; ribosome disassembly. The transcript has 4 exons. NCBI's taxonomy places the organism in Eukaryota, Metazoa, Chordata, Aves, Passeriformes, Passerellidae. The record is from RefSeq and is a predicted model, not a curated record. Gene Ontology annotation, cellular component: mitochondrion. Gene Ontology annotation, molecular function: ribosome binding; translation initiation factor activity.
ACGCGCAGUGACCUCCGCGACACGCAGAGCCGGGAAGGCGGACACGACAGGGCACUGUCACACAGCCACGUACAGCCCUUCUUCCGUUUACGGGAGGGACACCCGCGGGAUGCCGCCCCCUCCCCUGACCGCUGCCCGGCAUGGGAAGCCAGGCGGCUCCCGCGGUUCCCGGUGUGCCCGGAGCUGCCGCUCCUUAGAGCUCCCAGCCAGCGGAGUCAGGCGGCCUUGCCAGCGCAAGGACGGGCGAAACGCGCAAGGCGAAACACACGUGUCUUUGCCGUGCUAGGCAAAGAAAAACCCUUCCAUAAAAAAGGAGUUGUUGUCUUUCAGACAGCUAAGGCUAGAUUUAUUACAUUUAAAUAGCGUAAGAGAAUGAAGGAGGAUACCAACUACACCAUGUGUUUAGCAGAGCAAGGUCAUAAUUUCCUUAAAACAAGCUGCUGUUCCAUUGCUGAGAUACUGUUACUUAAUUUUAUAAAUCAGUAGCUCUCAAAGACAAGCCAGGCUCUUCUGAAUGGAAAAUAAAUUUAAUUAUUCAGAAUGGAGCAGUGAUGCCCAGAUUGCAGACCAAGUCUGCCGUGCAUGUUCCAGAGCUGCUUUGUGAAACCAUUAAAAAAAAUAAGGACAUCAUGGCUUUUUUGUGGCUGCACUGAUGAUGCACAAAGAUACUUGGGUGUUGACAGUGGGUGUUCAGUCAUAGAUAGGGCUGUUGUCACAGCCAGACAAAAAGCUGUUUUUACUGGGCAGAGGCAGAGCCCAGGGCAGGAAGGGAAGGUAGCUCUACCAGCUGGUUUUAGGCUGCUGUGGAAAUCAUGUUACUACUCUUCCUGUGCCCUGUGGCCUGCUUGAGUUCUGGAUCUAGGUAGCAAACAGCUGUUAUCAGACUGCCCUGUUCAUGAACUCUGGCUCCUUCUUCAAGUGGUUUGUAUGGACAUUGUCCCUGCUGAGGUAUGAUAUCCAUCCCAGGCUCCAGACUUUUCAGACUGUUUAUUCACAGGCAAGUCAUUUUACUUGUUCCUGUGCCAACACUGCUUAGAAUUAUAAAUAGCUUUUUAUCCUUGCUGAUGGUUUACACCUUUUCCAUGUGUAUUUAUGCACAUGGAUGCAUGUUUACACCAUGUCAUAUAUGUGUGUGUGUGUAUGUGUAUGCAUGCAUGUAUUUAUAGAGCAGAGUCACAUUCCCUCCUGGGCAAAAAAGGUCUCACUCUUGCCAACUCCUCUGGUAUGAUGUUUGGUUUCCUGCAUCAUCCUUGGCUUUUCCUGUAAUUGCUGCCUUUAAAAAAAAAAAAAAAAAAAAAAGGAAAACUGCAGAGAAUACUCACAGUUUGCUCUUUAUUUCCAAAGUUUUUUGCAGCUGUUAGAAAAUGGAUGAUUUCUGAAGGUCUGAACAAAAUGCAAAUAAUGGGCAGCUGCAGCAGAAUUGCCAGGGGGAUUUCAUGAACCGGGGAAGAAUGGGAAAAAAUCCAAUGGAAGAAAUGUCUCAAAGAUGAAUGUCAGUAGUCUUCAAGCACGGAAUGACUGCCUUAUGCACAAUGAAAUAUUUAUGUCAAGCGGCCAGAAAUGAGAGCAGAUACGCAAAAAGGUUCUUUGGUACUCUUCUGCCACAGACAGCACAAAAGUGGCUCUUUUCUCCAUUCUGGAUAGCGGUACCUGACCCUAGGAAGUCAGCUGUGUUUGGGCUUACUCAGCCAUAUUGUACAGGUGAAAAAUCUCACACACAACCAAAAAGUAAAGCGGCAUUUGGAAGCGUUGGGCGAAGAAUUCCCUAUCGUAUUUUACACGUAAUCAACCAGGAUGGGGAGAGCUUAGGAAACAUGCACCGAGCAGAGGCACUCAGACUUAUGGAUGAGCAUGGCCUGAAACUGGUUCUGCUUCGUGAGAACGUAGAACCUCCAGUUUACAGACUGAUGACUGGGCAGCAGAUUCAUGAAGAGCAGCUUAAACGUGCAGAGAAGAAAAAAGCAAGUCCAAAGCAAGGGGUGGUGCAGAAGGAGUUGUCCUUUUCUUCAGCUAUUGCCAAGAACGACUUAGAGACCAAGACUAAACAGAUAGCACAGUGGAUUGACAAGAGACACCAUGUUAAGGUUACCAUCCGGCAAGCCAAGGGCAGCAGUACAGACAUGUUCAUGCUUUUUGAUCAAAUUUUGGAGACUGUGUCUGAGAAAGCAACUUACCUUUCCAAGCCAAAAGUUGCUAGAGAAGGAGUGAGUACCUGCAUUUUCAGGCACAUGUCUGACAAAGAGUUGAAAGAACACCAGAAGAUGGAAAUCAAGAAAAACAAUACAGUAAAGAAAGAUGAAAACCAAGAUCUGAAGUCAAAUGAGUUGCAUCAAUGACUUUCUGAAGCAGUGUAAACAAUAUAUAUUUAUUUAAAAAAUAAAAUUUUAAAAAAUUAACUUUA